AUGUCCAGAAACAUCAAAUUGGUCCCGACAUCCGCCUACGACGAGGUGGUCCGAACCGUCCAGACCUACGUCCAGGCCGUCGCAAAGGCAGACCGCGCCCUCCUCGACCUCGCCUUCCACACCGACGCCACCAUGACCGGCUGGGCGCCCGCCGACGGCACGCUCUCCUCGGGCUCUUACAGAAACCUGCACGCCUUCUUCGACACCUACGGCCCCGGCCCGUCCACCAAGGCGAGGUGCGACGUCCUCGCCAUCACGCCCACGACCGCCGUCGUCAGGGUCGACAUGGAGGACACCCCCGACGGCCCGCCCUACACCGACUUUCACACGCUGAUCAAGGUCGAAGCGGGGUGGAAGAUCAUUGCGAAGGUGUUCCAUGCCUACGAGUCGUAA
Molecule: messenger RNA, 393 nt
Organism: Colletotrichum higginsianum IMI 349063
Lineage: Eukaryota; Fungi; Ascomycota; Sordariomycetes; Glomerellales; Glomerellaceae
Exons: 1
Coding region: 1-393 (130 amino acids)
Source: RefSeq, a predicted model, not a curated record